CAGGACCUCACUUAGCACCUCAUUCACCAGCGACAACGGCAGACCCAUCUGAGACAACUAUUUUAGGGUAACUUCCAACCAAAGGUAAAAUGCAGAGACUCUGGUCACCUCUUCUGGUCCUCCUACUAUACUGCUGCCUCUCAGGAAGCCAAGCCAACCGAGUCUACGUUCACCCCUUCUAUCUUUUUGCUGCCGAGAAUGUCAGCUGUGAGUCCCUGCAGGCCCCCACGGUUAAGCCUCUGGAGACACUUCCUGUGGCUCCCCUUGACAAUGAAGUCUUGACACCAGACCACAGGGAUCCAUCAAAAGUCAAUGUACAGAGGCAAAACAUCACAGAGAGGACAGCGGUUUUGGCAGCGCUAUUAAAUGCUCUAGGCUUGAGGAUGUACCAGGCUCUCAGCAGCAAGCAGCAUAGCACUAACACACUCUUAUCUCCAGUCAACACCUUUGGAUCCCUGGUCACCUUCUACCUGGGAGCCUCCAAGAAGACAGCCGGUUCAUUCCAGCUUCUACUAGGCCUGAGUAGGGAUACUGAUGGAAAGGACUGCGUGUCCUUAAUGGAUGGACACAAAGUUCUUAAGACCCUGCAGGGCAUUAAUUCUCUAGUGGACGAUGGACCCAGAGAUGAAAUCACUACCCAGGUUUGGGCCUUCACUCGUCAGGAUGCUCAGCUGUCCGAGGACUUUAUUCAAGGCACACAGGACUUGUCAGACACGUCGUUUAUCCGAGGUGUGGACUUCUCCAAACCUCAGGAAGCAGAGCAGCUGGUCAACAGCUUUGUGGAGAUGACGUCAGAUAGGAAGGUGAAGGACAUCUUCAAAGAUCUGAAUGCCACCAGUAACCUUCUGUUCAUCACCUCCUUCAACUUCCAAGGAAACUGGAAGAAAGCUUUCCAACCAGAGGAAACGACCUUGAAGGAGUUUCAUGUGGAUCAAACAACUACAGUAAUGGCUCCACUGAUGACCCACACGGGUCAGUAUCACUACUUCAACGAUAAGGUGCGGCAAUGCACCAUUGUGAAGCUGUCUCUGAGCAAACGCUCCUACAUGUUGUUGGUCUUGCCUCAUGAGGGGGUUAAACUCGGUGAUGUGGAGUCAAAGCUGCGCACAGACUUAAUUUCUGACUGGCACCAAAACCUUCAGGAAGGUCUCCUGGAGCUGUCACUCCCGAAGUUCUCCAUGUCCUCUGUGACUGAUUUGCGUGACCUGCUGACUACCGUGGAUCCUGAAAUCGAGGCCAAACUGUUCGGCUCCGAGGCCGAUUUCGGCCAACUCAGCAACACCAAACCCUUCACCAUAGAUAAGGCCAUCAACAAAGUGCUGUUUGAGAUGUCAGAGGAAGGAGCAGAACCUCAGGACCAGACACAGGAAGAGGGCGUCCCUCUGAAGCUGUCCAUUAACAGGCCUUUCUUUUUUUCUGUUGUAGAAGGAAAUUCUAACUCCAUCCUUAUGCUGGGCAAGAUCAUAAAUCCUCUGGUCUAAUGAUAUAUAGUGCUUUAAGUGAACAAACCCCCCUGACAUGAAAAAUUUCCCACAUACCAGGACUAUUUCUUUACAACGUACUUUAUCAUCUACAGCUUUCAUUUCUGCAGGAAAUCUUUCAUGCUGCAGACAUUGUGCUUAAAAUCAUAGAUUUGUUUUCCUUCUGAAAUAAUUCUCACAUACAGUGCAUGAGGAAUUAAGUGUACCCACACGGAAUAAGGAUCUAACAGUGUUACU
Molecule: messenger RNA, 1718 nt
Organism: Pundamilia nyererei
Lineage: Eukaryota; Metazoa; Chordata; Actinopteri; Cichliformes; Cichlidae
Gene: agt
Product: angiotensinogen
Exons: 7
Coding region: 90-1481 (463 amino acids)
Biological process (GO): regulation of apoptotic process; regulation of systemic arterial blood pressure by renin-angiotensin
Molecular function (GO): serine-type endopeptidase inhibitor activity
Source: RefSeq, a predicted model, not a curated record